Neoarius graeffei (lesser salmon catfish) is the source of this 6650-nucleotide messenger RNA. It is a transcript of the gene arid3c, whose product is annotated as AT rich interactive domain 3C (BRIGHT-like). The transcript is spliced from 9 exons. The coding region runs from base 290 to 2110 and encodes 606 amino acids. Gene Ontology annotation, cellular component: nucleus. Gene Ontology annotation, molecular function: DNA binding. The record is from RefSeq and is a predicted model, not a curated record. Lineage: Eukaryota; Metazoa; Chordata; Actinopteri; Siluriformes; Ariidae. Gene Ontology annotation, biological process: regulation of transcription by RNA polymerase II.
GGAGGUGCUCAUCUCUCUCGCCUCAAGAGGUCAUUCUACCUACAGUUUGCCACUUGUUGCCGAAAGCUUCUCGUCCUGCUGACUCUAAUCCGACAUACUGUAUGUAUAUAUAGAAACAGAGUUAGGUGUUGUUGGUUGUUGGCUUUUUUCCUUUUCUCCCCCUACAACAAAUUUCCUCGCGAUCAGAGCAGCUCGAUGUUGAAGCAGCGACGACUGACUUACAGCUGAGGGACAGAAGGACAGAGGGACAGAUCUGAGCCAAUUCGUUGCCUUUGACGGGGGAAGAAGCAUGGGGGACAACACAAGCAUUGCCACUAAAUCUGCCUUGCAAGCAGCUUUUUCGUCUGCAAGCCCGCUGCCGCUGCUGGUGGCGGCUCCCGGUGCGCACGGCCACAUCUCGGGCGCGCACUCGAACCAACCCCCCGGCGGCGCAGGCAUGAAGCUCGAGGCUGUGAUGGAGAACCUGCAGAGGCAGCAGGCGGCCCGGUUGGCGCUCGAGGAGAAGCUGAGAAGCCAAGCCGGGAAGGACAAGGACAUCAGGGCUGUUUUGGAGCAGCAACAAGAGCUCGCCUUCCGCCACUACCAGGCGUCGGUGCGCGGAGCUCUGGAGGCGCACAGGAUGUCGGCGCAAGUUCCGCGCGCCACCGACGACUCCGACGCGGACGACGAGCGCACAGCCCUGGACGACGACGACGAAGAUGAGAGAGACAUGGAGGAGGAAGAAUACAGCGUGAACGACGGCGACGACUUCGGAGGACCUGCUCUAGGGCACUAUGCGCCUCGCCAUGCCGCCGCGCGCUCCGGGGAAACCGGGUCGCCAAAAAGCGCGCAUGCGCUCACCAGGGUUCAAGCUCCGUACGCGGUGGCCCGGCAGCCCGUGUCUCCGCACGCGCAGCCCCAGCACCACGAGUGGACAUACGAGGAGCAGUUUAAACAGUCAGGAAAAGACAGCCAGCCUGGGAGCGAGGCGGGUAAUUCAAGUGUUCCUUUCCGUGGUGGUGGUGGUGGUGUUGGUGUUGGCUCCUCGUCUCUGAUUCAGGAGUUGUACGAGCUCGAUGAUGACGUAAAAAGAAAAGAAUUUCUCGAUGAUCUCUUCAGUUUCAUGCAGAAAAGAGGGACUCCAGUGAAUCGGAUUCCUAUCAUGGCCAAGCAGGUGUUGGAUCUCUACACUCUCUACAAGCUUGUCACCGAAAAAGGUGGCUUAGUGGAAGUCAUCAAUAAGAAAAUAUGGCGCGAGAUUACCAGAGGUCUCAACCUCCCUACCUCGAUUACCAGUGCAGCUUUCACUCUCCGGACCCAGUAUAUGAAGUACCUCUACCCAUAUGAAUGUGAAAAGCGAGGGCUGAGCUCACCUGGGGAACUUCAGGCAGCCAUUGACAGCAACCGGCGCGAAGGACGUAGACAGAGUUAUGGCUCAGCCCUUUUCAACUACUCGCCUGUGGGCACCCCAACCCUGCUGCCCUCACCCAAACUCCCCAUCUCCCACAUUGGUAUAGGAACCCCUAAUGGAGGCCAAAUGGCCCACACACCAAUCAUGAAGAAAGAAGACUCCAUCCUCUCUAGCUGCCUGACUAACCGGGUGGGCAUCCCCAUGCCCUUGGGUGGGCACCACGGCACAGCUGCAGCUGCACAGGCCGCCCAAGCUGCCCAGGCUGCAGCGGUCGUACAGGCGGCUGCCCUUGAGCAGUUGAGAGAGAAGCUGGAAGCUGGAGAGCCACCGGAGAAGAAGGUGAUGCUGAUGGCUGAGGAGCAGCAGAGGAUCAUGCAGCACGCGCUUCAGCAUAACUUCUUCACCAUGGCCAGCCAGCUGCCGAUGAAUAUCAAGCUCAACAACAUAGAUGACAGACAAGAGACUGCAUUGAACCUGUCUACCAACGGCAUUAGCAGCAUCAACAUGUCAAUAGAAAUAAAUGGAGUUGUCUACACAGGGAUCCUGUUUGCCCGUAAACCGGCCAUCUCUGUGAUGCCAGCUAGCCAGCGAGCUCAUCUUCAUGCCAGCUCUCAGGGAAAGAGCAGCAGCCCCAGUCUCAUCAGCCACAGCAAGCCGUCCUCUUCCUCCUCUUCCGCUUCCUCCUCGUCAUCCUCGCACGGACCGGCUGCCUCGCCUUAAACUCCUCCCAAACCCUGCUCCUUUUCCCCAACAGACGAAAGGCAGGCUGCUAAACUCUCCAGACUGUAUGUUUUUUGUAUCCUCUGAUAGUGACUUCCUACUCUUUCUUUUCUACACAUCUUCCUCCGAUCCAUACAAAGUCAAUCUCCUAAAUAGUACUUCCAUGAGAAAGACAUCCAUCAGACAUGACCGUAUCCUCCUGGCAGCACGUAUAAAGCAUGUUCAUUAUACAUACAUAUAUAUGGUGCAGGCUUUGAGGACUCGCGUCUUUCUGAGUAACACUUCUUUGGAUGGAAAAGAGUGCCAAGGAGCUGUAAGAUAACAAAAGGACAAGGGAGAUGAUGUUCCAUGGACAGAAUGCUUGAACAAAGAUGUAUCUGCUGUUAAACAUGAAAAUACAACUUGUCCUUCUUUGUCAUUCUUUUAUCUUUCUAUGUGAAUCAGACUUGCUUUAAUACCAAAAUACCAAAGAGCAUAUGAAUAACAUUGUGAUAUGGUGCACACGCAUAUUCUCCCAAUAUCAUCAUGUUUAGAUGAUGCCUGUGCAGAAAUAAAAUAUGCAAUGGUAAGGAUUAUCAAACUAAAGUACAAAUGAAUAUAUCAGUGGUAGACAAAGCACAUUCCGCUUAACAGGGGGCAUCGAGUAGUCAGGGAGAUGAGAUAAGUGUACUUUCUGUGUCAUAUUCUAGCUUUAACUUCUUUCUUUGGCGUUAAAAAAAAAGAAAUAGAUUAGACAUGAAUGGACAUGAAUAUUCCCUUGAAUGCCACGUCAUCCACAAAUAUUGGGACAAUCAUAAGAAUCAGUUAGAUCAGUGGUAUUUGGUAGGGUGGUUCACAAUAUGAUGGUAUAAGUAAAAGUUUUCUAAAUUUUGCCAAAUCACAUUUUGCCUUGUUCCUAUUGACAUUGUAAACAUCUGUACCAAAAAUUGAGCCAAUAGGAUGCCAGUAAAGGGUGGCACACUUUUUCACAAUUUUUAAUGUUCUACAUAAGAAUGCGUAAUUUUAGCAGAAACAGAAACUUGAACAUUACAAAAAUGAACAAUGCAGAAUGCUUGAUAAGCGUGCUCAAUAAUAAUCUCUCCCAAUCUCCCUGUACUUAUACUACAUAUAUUAGAACAUUAGAACAGUUCAAACACUAUAUUCCGUGUAUGAUGACCUUGUUCUCUUUGAUACUUUGUCUCUGUGUCCUUGCACAAUGCGGAGCAAAAACUGCUUUUGGUCUUCAUUUCGCACAGAUUGUUGACAGCGUUUAAUAAGGGCAAUGGCUCUCUCUGCACUGUCAUUGAUGACCUUCAAGGCAUGAACUUUUUGUCGCAGAUUCUCAUCUGUGAGAAUGGACCUCACAUCAUCAGGGUUACUUGUGCUGUUAAUUUGGCCUUCAGUGAGAACUUCAAAGAAGUGGAUUGAACGGCGAGUGACGAGGCUAGAGAUGGUAGUUGUACUGCUCUUGCGGAAGAAAGACUUGGCAUCAAGUCUUUUGAGCAUCUUCGCAGGGCGUCUUUCAAGAUUUCUCAGCAUUGCCUCCUUUUCUUCAGCAUCAAUGCGAGCAUCAAAAAAUGCUAGGGCAACGAGAUCUUCUGACAGAUACCACAAAUGUCGUGCAAUGCUCUUCAGUGCGGCAUCUGCAAUGCUUUUAUCCCAUAUCUUCUUUACUUCAACCAUAGUUGCUGUUGUGGCCUCUGAUAAAGCCUUCCCCUCUUCUAUAUGAUAGAGGAGGUGGAGAAGCACUUGCUCCUUUGAGGGAAGGCGUGCUCCUAAAAUGGAAGGUAGAGGGGGCUUCUCAAGCAAGUUACAUUUCUUUCUUGAUGCCAUUAUUCCUGAAAAUAGAAAAAACCAUUAACAAUUUCAAAAUUGUGAAAAAGUGUGCCACCCCUAAAUGUGCAGCAACGGACUCCAUUUUUGGUACAGAUGCUUAGAAUAUCAAUUGGAACAAGGCAAAAAGCGAUCCGGCAAAAUUUGGUGAAAGUCAAUUUUAUGAACCACCCUAGUAUUUGGUGAUGUUCUGUUACCCAAGCUGACAAACACUUUUCGCACCUCUGCCUCAAUUUCAUACCAAGGUUCAUAAGUGUUCAUUAAAUGCAAUUUUAUAUCAUUAAAGAUACUCAUUCUUGUCAAUAUAGGUUUCUCAUAGCUACAUUAGUCAUCGUGUCAUAUGUGUCGGGAUUGUGUAGUUAGGAAUUAAUUAUGAAAAAUGGCUGAGCACUUCAAUGCAACACCCCGAUAUGAGGAAAACAUAUACAUAUGUGGUUAGUAAGAAAAAAAAAAGUCACCCCAAACAGUAGUUGAUGAGAAUACUGUAUAUCUUUUAUUGUGAGUUGAGUCUGAUUUCUGAUUUCUGUUCUUGUUACCUUUGCUUUUGCUCCAUUUUUAUUUUUGUCUUCAAGGGCAAUUUGAGGAUAUUCUUUUUAUUCUUGUUAUUCUUUUUUCAGAAGUUUGUAAAGCAUAUAAUUUCAAAUUCUAUUUAUUAUUACAUUAAUUUUCAUUUUUGCUAUUUUUUUUAAUCCUGGGUUGCAUCGUUGCAGCAGCUCCAUGGUUAAAUUUAAAAAAAAAAAAAAGUUUAUUUUAAAUGCAGCCAGAUACCUCACAACUGUACCUGUACAUACGUGUAAUAGAUUAUAAAUUACAAGGUAUACCUCAUUUUAUUUCAUUUCUAUUUCUUGUGAAGCCACUUGAAAAUCAAAGCUUUUGUUUCAACAAAUCACUGGAUUUUUUUUUCCUAUUUUGUAUUAUUAUUAUUAUUAUACCAAAGAAGGGAAUUAUAUUAAUACGCAUCUACCUCAUUUGUUGUAGACUGUGCCAACAAACAUGACCACAAUCACCUGUUUUUAAAUGUAAUGUUUAAGGCUCCACAGCAAACAUGAUCCAUAUAGAAAGACAGGGCUGCGAACAACGCAGGGCUUUUUUUUUGACACAGUGUAAUUUGCAUUGUUUGUCUGUCAGAUUUUGUCUAUGGCAUUUUUAUGUGUGGAUAAAGCAAUGCCAGAAGGAUUUUAUUAUACGUACACAAUCUAUUCUGAGCUAUUUAAUAGUAACGGGCUUGUAAAUGAUAUGAAUGAUCUGAAUCAUUGGUGUACCACAAAUGGUUUUAUUCUGCACCAAAUGUUGUCGGUACAGCUCCAUAAGAAAAGCUACAACCAAUAACAACCAUGUUAUUUGGAUUUUAAGCGUUUGUAUAUGCACAGUGGUUUUGGCACUGUGUCUUAAGUUCUUAUAAUUGUUCAAUACCAGUGUUUACUUGAAUCACUGUUUGCAUACACAACAUUACAUUGGCUUUAAAGAUGACCAAAGGUGUGGUUUCCAAAUGCAGGCGGCAUGAUUGAUCACAUAACAUCAAAUUAAAAUGAUUCACUUGAGCCAUGUUGUAUGAAAUCUAAAGCUGGUCAAGGUUAAGCCUAAAUGCAAGGACAGCAAUGGCUGUUUUACAAAUUCUUUCAUAUGAAAUGAAACAACAUUGGCCAUGAUCUGUAUAAUUCCAGCAUACUUUGCAUUAGAUUUGGUUGGCUUUUGCAUUAGGUUUUAUAUCCUUGCAAAUGACUGCAGUAAUUACUGGCCCCCACAAAAACCCAGUAAAUCCAAAAAGCUUGUUUUCUCCUUGGAAAGACUUUGAGACUUUCAGGACUUGAGUUGUGAAUGCCUAAAGUAUUCUCCAAAUAUUUAAAUUUGACUAACGAUUGAAGAUUUCAAUUACAUCGUACAUGACUAAAUAUAAUUUCUACACUCAUCCUCAUCGUAGUUUUUGCCACUUUUAACUGAAUACUCAUUUUGCUGUGAAAAUAGCUCAGAAAAUAUUUUGAGUAAACAUGAUUAUAGUAUAUUGAGUUCAGGCCUUGGUUGAAAUGAUAACCGUAAGAAUGUAAAAACGUGUCCUGAAUUUAGCACAACAUCAUCCUAGAUCAUGACCAUGUUUUUAAAAUCAUUGUAUAGACACCAGAACUAAAGGGAACACAUGGAACAAUGAAUGGAGCACAGUCGACACACAGCUGUCGCAAUGUGAUGUGCUCUAACAGACGUUCUCUUAUUUGUAUUCCUGAUCAAUGGCACAGUUUAGAUCUUUUCGCGUAGCUGCCACUUCACAUCUCAUCUCUAAACUGCAGAGAUGUCUGUGCAACUCUGGAGUAUUUGUCGACUGUGAAACGAGAACAUGAGUCAGUGUGAUUCUUGUAAAACCAAAGCUUUUUCUAAAAAACUGUUCACCAUCAGAAAGCUUGUUAACAAAGACGAAAUCAUUUUGUUGGUAAAAAGGAAAAAAAAAGGUUCACUCAUGUGCUUACAGAAUUAUGUUUACUUUGUUAAAUAUGUACACAAUGCUAUGAUGGUAGAUUUUAGAUUCUUUUUCGCUGUGUAUGAAGCUUCAAAGCAUUUCUUUUAUUCCUCUUUUAUUUUAUUUUAUUUUAUUUGGAUAAUCCAGUGCAUUAUGGGAAAGCUGGAUUGUGGUGCUCAGGGGUUAAAAAAAAAAGUAGAAAAAAAAAACAGGUGAAAGAUUUUGUUUGUUUUGCCAUUAACUUGUAGCAUAAUUAGAAAUAAAGUACUUUCAACUUUA